AUGAAAUCACUAGAGGCAGUGCAGAUGAUUGCCGGUAGAGUGAUCACCGGGGCAUUCAGGACGGUAGCGCUGCCUAUCCUCGAAGCCGAAGCAGCGAUUCUGCCGGUCGGGAUCCGCCUCAACCAGCAACUACUUCGCUUCUGGGUCAACUGCGACACUCUACCACAGAGACACGCUUCCUGGAAGCUGAAGCGCGCAAUCGACCCGGCCAACAAGAGGUUCGUGUCCCCGCUGCAGCGGAUAAUGCUGAUGGCUAGAGAAAUCGACGUCGAGCACCUCGAAACGAUCCACCCGUUUGUGACAAUGCCCUGGGCCAGCAGACCGGCCGUUCAGAUUGAGUCCCUAGAAGCAGCGAAGCGUCGGGCCAGCUCUUUGCCAGAGCCAGAGGUCGCCAUCUUCGCACAAGGCUUGCAACGGAGGGGAAAGGCUGGCAGUGGCAUCUCGCGCGUGGACGGCAGGGGCACAACAAUAGUCGCUCACUCGUUUACGGUCGGCAAGUCCGACUCAGUAGACGCCUUAUUCGCAGAGCUGCAGGCAAUUCACCAAGCUGUAGAACUAAUACGCGGCACGUGGUCAACCGAGAUGGUGGCUAGAUUUCCUGAAGCGGCCAAGGUAAAACACGUCAUCUACAGCGACAACAAGACUGCCCUCCGUCUCCUCCAUAAGCCGCGCCAAAUGCCGCGCCAGGAAACCGUCAGAAGCGUUUUGCAGUCACUAGACUAG
This is a messenger RNA of Lasiodiplodia theobromae, 723 nucleotides long. Its product is annotated as putative reverse transcriptase. Bases 1 to 723 code for a protein of 240 amino acids. Lineage: Eukaryota; Fungi; Ascomycota; Dothideomycetes; Botryosphaeriales; Botryosphaeriaceae. The transcript has a single exon. The record is from RefSeq and is a predicted model, not a curated record.